AUCGUUCAGGAUCGACCACAACUCCACAACAACAACCACAGCAACAACCACAGCAACAAUCACAGCAACAAUCACCACCCGUAUUAUCUGUUAACACAAAAGUCCGGAGAAAUAGCAAUAGUAGUUCCAAUAUUAGCAAUUACAAUGCAAGAACUGAAAUGAGAACGACAUCCUCACCCUGGCCGAAUACGUUCACAAUCAUACAAGUCAUGAACGAGGAUCUGUUCAGCCUGUAGGCAAUUUUUCUGUUCAGAUACAGGAAUAUGCAAUAAUGGAAGAUCUAUUGAAUAUGUUUGUUGGUGUCGAUGGUAAUUAUAUAACUUGCCAUAGACCAACCAUGUCAGUUGAAAGCGAAGAGAGGAAUGCCAGCCUAGCCGUGGAAGACGAUAUUAACGACAACGUUUACGAGGAUUGGGAUGCUACAACCUAUACAAUAGAUCCAACGCUAGAUCCCAGUAUAAAAAGCUUUGUCAACAAAAUUAUCUGUUUAGCAACAUAUUAUAUGUCCACCGAAGCUUUCAUUGAAGAGUAUUCUCAUUUCAAAUACGGCACUGUCAACCACGCUUUGUGUUCUGGCAUGAAAGAAUUCAUCAAAACCUACUUGAGUUUUGUAGCUCAAUUAGAGCAUUCAUUUCAUAACGACCCCACAUUUACUUUACAGAAGUUGUGGUUUUACGCACAAGAUACUAUACAGAAAAUGAGGGUUUUGCAUCAAUUGGCUAUGGCACUUCGAUCUAUAAAGCCAAUAAAAGAAGAUGAUCGAUUUGAUUAUCAUAGAGCGAUAGAGAAACUGAAACGACAGAAGAAACUACAACAACAAAGCGAAGGUGUAGAUGCAGCGAUGAUGGAUGAAAUCAUAGAGCAAGAAGAAAGGAUCGCUGAAAAUCAAAAAGGUGGUGCGAUUCUUAAUGUACUAUCGAAUCGUUUGAUUCGUUUGAGCGGUGAUCCUAAAUGUAAAAAGAUAUACACCUUCCUCCUCUCCAAAGCAGUUAUUCCUUACUUUGACAUUUUACAACAUUGGAUAUAUCGUGGAGAAAUAAGGGAUUCUUACGACGAGUUUAUGGUGAUAGAAAAAAUAAAUGUGACAAAAGAAGAUAUUAAGGAGGAUUUCAAUGAUGCAUAUUGGGAAACACGGUAUACCUUACGAGAAACUUCAAUUCCAAAUUUUUUAUCACCUCUGAAAAAUCAAAUAUUAUUAGCAGGGAAGUUUUUGAAUGUAGUAAGAGGAUGUGGUGUGAGUUUAUUAGCGAGUCCAGAAGAAAUGCAAAACGCUUUGGUGUUAGAAGAUCAGCGGCGAUUACAACAGCAGCAGCGACAACAGCAACAACAGCAGCAAAGAGGGAAGAGUGCCUUGAUGAGUAAUAGCCCAGUAACAGGAGUAGGUCAAAUAUUAAAAAGCAACGAUAGCUAUAUACCCAAUCGUAGUGAAGUAUGGACGGCCAUCAACGGUGUCCAGCUCGAAAGGAAUUUGGAAAUUGCCUACAAAUACGCUAAUUAUACUCUAUUAAAUCUGUUAAUUCAUGAUAACCAGUUAUUACCGCGUCUCAAAUCUAUCAAGCACUAUUUUCUAUUGGAUCAAGCAGACUUCCUUACAUCUUUCUUAGAUUUAGCCAAAGAAGAAUUAAAACAACCUGCAUCAGAGAUACCCCAGAGCCGCCUUCAGUCCUUGAUGGAUUUAGUAUUACGGAAUCCAUCUUCUGUAGCAGCCUAUGACCCCUUUAAAGAUGAUAUUGUAGUCGAAAUGAGCCCUCUACGCCUCCAUGAACAAUUAUUAGAAGUCAUAAGUAUAUCAGGCAAAAAUAACGCUUCAGCACCAGCAGAAACCGCACAAUCAGUGAAUUAUGCUCGUACUUAUGACAAUAAUGACAAUAAUAAUAAUACCCCUAUCCCAACGUCUUCCGCAUCUUCCAUCAACAAUAGCAGUAUUCACCUUUUCCAGUCUGCACAUCUUUCGGCUCCCAAUGCAAAUACAACACUGUUCGCAUCACAAGCAACUGACACUCCAUUGACAGGUUAUGAAGCGCUCACACUUGACUAUAAAAUCAAUUUUCCACUGUCUUUGGUGAUAUCCCGUAAAUCAAUCACUAAGUAUCAACUUAUUUUCCGCCGUAUGCUUCAAAUGAAAAACAUUGAGGACAAACUGUGUAACCUAUGGUCGGAUCAAAAGGAUAGAUUAUGGAAAAUGGAUACACAAGAUCCUCAAGUUCAAAUCUGGAAAUUCAGAGUAUUUCAGUUAAGGAACCGGAUGUUGACGUUUGUACAGCAAAUUGCAUUUUAUGUGGCUAACGAAGUAGUCGAACCCAAUUGGCUUAAAUUACAAGGCAAAUUAUUCAACGUGUCUACCGUAGAUCAAGUACUACAAGAUCACUCUGAAUUCUUAGAUAUUUGUUUGAAUCAAUGCAUGUUGACCAAUCCGAAGCUCCUGAGGAUCUUCAAUAAGAUUAUUGGUGGUUGCUUUUCGUUUAUAAAGGAGGCCAGUACAUAUACACAGUUACUGGGUGAUUUUGAACGGGAACGCGAGUUAGAUGAGUUUGGUUUACCUCGACAUGGCGUUAAUGGUAAUUCGCAAGAACGAUUCGAAGAAUGUUACAGAACCUUUUGUCGUUUAGAGGAUGCGUUCAAUUAUCAUAUGAAAUUAUUGUUGACAAGUCUUAACUUCUUUUCGGCGCAAGAAACAUCACAAUUCCUAUGUUUAGUAGUAAGAUUGGAUUAUAAUCAGUAUUAUUCGAAUACAACAACAACUUUAACUACAACAAAGACACAAACUGCUCUUCAACAAUAACAUAAUAUCAAGAUAUAUAAAGAAACCUCCGUUAUUAUUUACAAAAUGCAAAUGAUGGAAUAAAUAAUAAUCUAUAUCUGGAAUUUGUUAUGAUUAUGUACAUAAUGCAAGGUUUGAGUACUGGCUACAGCACUUCAUUUUCCGCUGCUAG
Messenger RNA from Mycotypha africana, 2933 nucleotides. RefSeq names its product gamma-tubulin complex component protein. The record is from RefSeq and is a predicted model, not a curated record. Gene Ontology annotation, cellular component: spindle pole; centrosome; equatorial microtubule organizing center. Gene Ontology annotation, molecular function: microtubule minus-end binding; gamma-tubulin binding. The transcript is spliced from 5 exons. Gene Ontology annotation, biological process: meiotic cell cycle; microtubule nucleation; mitotic cell cycle. Lineage: Eukaryota; Fungi; Mucoromycota; Mucoromycetes; Mucorales; Mycotyphaceae. Bases 272 to 2782 code for a protein of 836 amino acids.